AUGGAAUGGUUAGAGAUGGUAACACCUGAUGAAAUGGCACGGGUAUGUAGGAAGGCAAAUACACUGGAAGAGUUAGAGGCUACCGUGAGAAAGUACGUGGAGAGUAGAAUAAAAACAAAACAUACAUAUGAUCCAGUAUAUAGUGAAUGUGGUAGUAAGUCUAUUGUAAUAAUAGAUGGAGCAGAUGUAUGUACACAAUGUGGUACAAGUGAUAGGAACGGCUUCACAUACUAUGUUAGUUACAACCACAACAAGGACGACUACCUGAAAAAGAAGUCUUGUCAUAAUAGAGUCCGUUGGUUUGAGAGACACUUAUUCGAGAAUGUUGCUUCAGGGGAUAGGGAUACCAUAAGGGAGCAGUUUAGAAGCAUCGUAAGAUGUAUACAAAGACUUAGACUGCAAAGGGGACGCAACAUAGUUAGAUAUAAGUUUUACCUACUGAGGAUAGCCAGCAUGAACAACAUCACGCUGAGAAACCCUCCUGAGGACAUUAAGACUCAAAGAAUUGUGGACAUCCUUGAGAAUAGGUUAUACAGCAAAGUCUUCCCCGAGUUGGGAUGGAAACCUAUAAAUUGUAAAUAUUAUAAUAACUGGAAAUUAAAUAAAAAUAUAAAAUAA
Molecule: messenger RNA, 618 nt
Organism: Paramuricea clavata
Lineage: Eukaryota; Metazoa; Cnidaria; Anthozoa; Malacalcyonacea; Plexauridae
Source: the annotation of a GenBank genome assembly